GACAACGCCAACAACAAGUUGUGGGGGAAACAAAAGCACAAGCUGCCGCACACGGCAUUCCACGAUUGGAUUCCGAACACGAUACUCGUUCUCGACGCAAUCACGAAUCAUACUACUUCUCCUACUACUCACAGUAAUAAACAUACCGUACCCAGCAUGGACCACUCCAUCGAAUACGGCAAACCGGUGCGGGUAUGCGAGCAAGAGAAGCAACCUCGCGACGAAAGCACGGCGGAAAACACCGCAGGUCCAUCGGAUGACAGCAACAGCGACGUCAACCUCGACGACAACGAGAUCGUGCUUCGACUCUGCGACGACGACAGCCACGAAGACAACAACACGUCGAGGGCCGGGAAUACGAAUCACUCCAUGCUGACCCGGAGAAUACGCGACAAUUCGCAGAGAAGCAGCAGCAAUAACAGCAACAAUAACAGCAACGAUGACUACAGCAAUGGCAACAGCAGCAGCAGCAACAACAAGGCCACGAGCAGCAUGUUCGAAAUCAGCUGUAGCCCGUUGCCAUCGAACCAAACCCACCGUGGAUCCUCUUUUGGCUACGGGGAAACGAGGCAGCGGUCAUUCGCAGAGCAGCAGCAAUCAGACUCCGUGAGCGGUUCUUUUGUGGAAGGAAAGAUCAUUCCCCUUCACCCACCCUCGAGCAGCAUAACGAAUAGAGCCGAUUACUCCUCUGACCACGUGCCACCCGCGAGCAACCACCACGUGACGAAACAAAUCCUGCAGCAGUGGGGCCGAUCCUCGAACGACCGUUCCAGGAAACGGGGCCUUCCACUGCCGGAAGAUGACGGGGGUUCGAUAUCUCCUACGCUGCCCACACACCGCCACGGAGAGGGAAGCACCGAAGACCACGGACGCGAAAACGAACGCGAAACCAACCACGCCAACCACAACUACAACGCCCAGGACACUGAUGACGACGACGCCGACAGCUGCUGUACCCUCGCCGACAGCGAUCUGUACUAUGGCAGCAGCGCCUACGACAACACGGGCGCCACGAGCAAGAUUGCCGAGGCCACGUGCCACAGCAACAUCGACUCGAAUAACAGCAACAUCGACUCGACCGUUAGUCCCGCCACCGAGACGCACAGCGGAUCGAUUUCGAACAGCGACUACACCGAAACGACGGUCGCCAACUCGAUAUGCAGCUCGGUGUCCCGGGGGGAGGAGCACAUCAGCUCCCGACUGAGAAAAUACGGCCUCUAUAACCUGCACGAGAUGAAGCGGAGGCAGCAGCAACGGCGGGUCAACCGGAACUUCAAGACCCCGAUGUCCAACGGCAGCAGCACUACCAGCAGCAGCAACAAUAACAACACCGAUAUUCACUACCAGAGCAGCAAUAGCACCCUUCAAGGCAGUUCCUCUCACCCACAGGGCCCCGCCGCUGUCUCGAUCCUCUCGGGUCUGACCAACGAAGGCAACUCGAUGAUAGAUGACAACGAGGAGUCUCGAGGCCAGCACCAAAGCAAAGCCCAGGGCAACAGCAACGAUAACAACAAUAAUAUCAAAAAUACCGGAGCCGGAAUCCCUACACGCAUCCGAACGGCACCCCUCCACGUACAGAUGGCCGUCGAGGAAAUCCACCGGUGGCUCUUUACCGAGGGCGGGCACUUCGAGGACGUCCAGACACUAAUGACUCAAUACUCGCUCUACGUUCGGGAGCACUUUGGGAUCCCCCUGGACCGCCUGUACUACGGGGGGGUUGGUCUACACCCCAAACUGACCGCCUAUCUCUGGAAGUGGGAGCCCCACGGGGAGUUCACCCACAGCGAGAUGCCCCCGGAGGUCUUUGCCAGGCGGAACGAGCUCUUUAGCCCCGACGAGCCCUUUUGCGUCUUGGAGCAGGGCCGGGCGGACUACGUACGGAUCCGUGAUACCGAUUCGUACAUACCCCCCGACACGGCCAAGUGGUUCCGCGCGGGCAAGUUCAAGGACUACUUUGCGCUGCCAGACAUCCAUCGGGGGGUCUCCAAGGGCGGCCUGGCAUGGUCCACCAAGUGCCCGGACGGGUUUUGCGACGACGACAUUCAGUUCUUCCGGAUGACCCACCCGGCCCUCACCACCAUCAUGCGACUCCACACCAACGACAUGGUCCUCAAGACUCUGACGGACCGGAUGGAAUCGGAGAUCACCGAACGGACCAACCAGCUGGCCGCUGCUAACAUCAAGCUCGAGGAGGCGAACGAGGAGAUAUCCAUGCACGCCUCGAAACAGCUGGAGCACUUUGCCUGCAUGAGCCACGAGAUUCGCACCCCGCUAAACUGCAUCGUUGGUUUGUCCUCGCUGCUCCUUGAGAGCGACGACCUCAACGACGAGCUCCUGGAAACGAUCAAUAUGGUGUACAGCAGUGCCGAUUUGGUCCAGGGCGUGGUGAACGACGUCCUGGACUACGCCAAGAUCGAGAGCGGCCACUUCGAGCUAGACAUCCACGAGAGCGACCUUCAGUCGACUCUGAACGGGGUGGUUCAUUCGAUCGCCAACAAGCUGCGGUCGCAGGACAAAAACGUUGAGGUCCGGACCAGCUACAGCGGGAGGCUGGGCAAGACCAUGACCACCGACAGCCGCCGGCUGCAGCAGAUCCUGUACAACAUUCUCGGAAACGCUGCCAAGUUUAGCAUGGAGGGGACCACCAUUGACUUCUCGGCGAAGCUCUUGGAACCAACAAAAACAAAAGUGGAUUGUCCCAAGGUUGGUAACGACGACAACAACGAGGAUGAGGCAAAAGACAACGACAAUAUACCCACGGAAAACAAACCACCAAAGCACACGAUACGGUUUUCGAUCAAGGACUACGGCAAGGGGAUUGAGGAGAAGGAUUUCGAGAAAAUAUUUCAGCCUUUCUCGCAGGCCUCGAAAGAGACCCAGACCGUCUACGGGGGAACGGGACUCGGUCUUUCCAUCACAAAGAAACUCGUGACCCGGCUGGGGGGGACGAUCAAAAUCCGGUCCGAGAUCGGACGGUUCACCGAGUUCAUCGUCGACCUGCCGUACGUCGACGAGCCUGUCGAUGUGUCCCUCCUGAGGGACAAGUUGUCGGAAACAUCCAUUGUGCUCCUCGAUCCAAUGGACGGCGGCGCCGGAGAACGGGAAAACGAGGAAUCCGACGACUCUUUUCUUCCCUUCCCGGCAGAGAUGGUGGAGGACUAUGGUCUGAACGUUCUCCGGUGUUCGAGCUGGGGGGAGCUCGAGAGCAAGCUCGGCCUCAAGGCGAACAUCAGGGAAAACUACAUCUUUCUCGCCCAUGAGGACAUCGAAGAGCAGCAGGGCUUUCUCAAUACAGAAAAAAUCGUGGGUAGGAACCGAUGCUCGUGGUUCUCCUUUGGAUCCGAGAGCUCGCUGAACCACCGCCAAAGGCAUUUCAAAACCCUGACGGGGAUCUUUCCGGCAUUUCUCCUGGAACGGCUCGUCGAGGUUACGAGUUCUGAGAGUAUUGGCUUCCAGGAAGAUCACUCGCUGAACGCAAGCUUUAGCACUUUCAAUCAGAGCAUCGGGGAGCUGUCGAUCGAAGACAUGUCGGAAUCGCAGGAAUCAGAUGAUGGAAAGGUUCUUCCAAAGGCGACGGGAUUGUUUGCUAUUGCCACAUCCGAGAACUGCUCAGCAAGCCCCGUAGAUUCGAGACUGAUUCAUGGUAAACCCCCGGGCACAAAUGAUUCAUCGCCUUCAGCAACUGAAUCAUCGUCCACAAAAUCGAGAAAGGCUUUUGCCACGAAAUACCCACCUCGGGAUCUCAAGGUGCUGGUCGUCGACGACAACAAAAUCAACCAGAAAAUUUUAGAACGCAUUCUCAAGCGCCUUGGCGUCAACGAUAUUUCAAUCGUCAACAAUGGGAAAAAGGCUGUCGAUCUCACGGAAACGACCGUGUUCGACUGCAUAUUCAUGGAUAUGGAAAUGCCCGUGAUGGGUGGAUUGGAAGCCUCCAAGAUCAUUACCCAAAGGGACAAGGAGUCCGCGAGGGUGGUAUUUGUGACGGCACAUGAUAUUGAGGACAUAAAGGAACGGGCGGACAAGGCGGGUGCGUUUGGGUACAUCUCGAAGCCACUGAAAAUGCAAGAGAUCCAUACUUUCUUGGGAACUAUAGAGGGCCUCGGCACAAUACAUAGCGCUAAAACCGCAAAAAAGGAAUUCUCCAAUAGACUUGUCAAGACAAAAAGCUCGGGUGACGAGCUCCGGAAGAAACGCUCGACGCCUCCCAAGAAGAAAAGGUGCACGAAGCAAUACCCCGAGCGAGAACUCAAGGUCCUCAUGGCUGAAGACAACCUUGUCAAUCAAAAGGUACUCGACCGCAUCCUAAAACGCGUUGGGGUGAAGGACGUGACCAUUGUCGACAACGGAAAGAAAGCAGUUGAUAUUUCCAGCACCAUCAAGUUCGAUUGCAUCCUUAUGGACAUGCAAAUGCCAAUCAUGGGUGGCCUCGAGGCUUGCAAAAUCAUCGUUGAGCGCGACAAGGACCAGGUUGAUUGCCCAAAGAUUGUGUUCGUGACAGCCCAUGCCCUUGUCGAAUUCAAGGAAAAGGCGCUUGCGGCCGGAGGCUUUGACUUUAUUGCCAAGCCCUUCAAGAUGGAGGACAUUGACAAAAUGAUGAAGACUGUGGAAGACGCGAUAGGCUCUAACACCCAGGAUACAAACACCGCUCCAAUGGAAGAAAACACAUAGUAGUCAUUCAAGACUCGCAUAAUAGUCUCUCUGUAGAAACAUAUAGAAAUAGAAAUUCCCUCCACGGGUAAGCUUCGGAAUGAAUGUUCAAGCCAUUCGACGAUCCGAAAAUAAUACGCAGCAAUGAUCACAUCCUUUAGGCUGUGCUUGGUUGUAAGCUAGUACCUAAUGGUUUUCUCGAUCACACUUUAAACAGCACAUUACAUUAUUAUCUUUGUGAUAUACUUGGUCGAUAAUAUUGUAUAAUAAUGUAGGAAAUCACAA
Pseudo-nitzschia multistriata is the source of this 4932-nucleotide messenger RNA. NCBI's taxonomy places the organism in Eukaryota, Bacillariophyta, Bacillariophyceae, Bacillariales, Bacillariaceae. The record is from the annotation of a GenBank genome assembly.